Messenger RNA from Cylicocyclus nassatus, 1040 nucleotides. NCBI's taxonomy places the organism in Eukaryota, Metazoa, Nematoda, Chromadorea, Rhabditida, Strongylidae. The record is from the annotation of a GenBank genome assembly.
AUGGUUUUUACUAUAAUUUAUGAGUUUUGCGACGCCUUUGUAAGCAACUUUGGACCACGACGACUUAAGAAACCUAGGGACAUAGCAGGACAGGUUGUCCUCAUUACCGGUGCUGCUAAUGGACUUGGACGUCAGAUAGCCGUAAAAUUUGCUACGACGGGUUGCAGAUUAGUGCUCUGCGAUAUCGAUGAAGAGGGCAACGAGGAAACGAGAAAAAUCUGCAAAGAAAUCGGGGCAGAGGCGCACAGCUACCGUGUAGACAUGUCCGAUCGGCAAUCAAUCUACCAAUUUGCAUCUACCGUAACCUCCGAUAUUGGUCCUGUUGACAUACUUAUCAACAAUGCCGGUAUACUAAGAGAUGGUGGAGAUUUCCUGGAUAAAUGUGAUGAAUUUAUCGAAAAAACUGUACGAGUAAAUAUGCUGGCGCAUAUCUGGAUGGCGAAAGCUUUUCUACCACAAAUGAUUGAACGAAAUGAUGGACAUAUAGUAUGCAUUUGUUCACUUUCGGGGAUUGUUGGAGCUAAAGAUCUCGUCGACUACUCAGCGUCAAAAUUCGGCGCAUUUGGAUUUCAGGCUUUCCCGAAGAACAGAAUUUAUGUCACCUCAAUACGUCGCCGAAGAGGUCCUCUACGCAGUUCUUACAAGCAAGAGGAUUUUACUACUGCCCAAGUCGAUAUACUUUUUGUACGCCUUGAAAGGUCAAACAUUGUGACCCUGCUCGAGUGUCUGGCCGUUUUUGUGCCGCUCUACUACUCUCUUGUGGCAGCUAGAUGGCUCAGUACUUCUUCUAAAGCCAUGCGUGUAUUGUCCACAUCGUCAUCGGCGAAAAAGCUCAACCAUAUGAGCAUCAAAAAGAUUGCAGUAGAUCAUGGUGGCUCGGUCUCUACACUUGACUCUGCUCAAAUCGAGAGGAACAUCGAGCGCCUGAAGCACGAAAUCGGUGAUUCAACGCUGCAAAAUCCAAGUCGCAACACAUCGGCAACGGUCAUGUGAAAAAGAACGAACCUUUGAAAUACAAUGUGCAAAUGGGCGAAAUAAAG